AUGGCGGCCAAGAAGGUCAAGUGCAGGACCCUGAGCACACAAACCUUGCCGCCCUCAGGCACAGAGUCCUCAGGCUGCGGUUCCGUCGGCCUGCACACUUCCAGGACGGUCACCGCCUCCAGGGUACAAGGGUGGGCAGGAGACGGACGGGGUUGGGGUGGGGGGCAUUCCUCGAGGGCCGGGCAGGAGGGAGAAAAGGUCCCGGUCCCAAGCACGCAGAAACCCCGCUGCCCCGCCCAGGCCAGCCGGCUCCCUGACCGUGGAGGCACGGUCUUCUGGAGUCUGUCGGUGCUGUGGGCCCCGCUGCUCCUGGAAGCGGAUGAGCGCCCGUGGGCGGUCCCCCGACGAGGCCGCGCCCCCAGCACACACCCUGCUGAAUACCCCUCCUCCCCCGCCAGGAGAGGCCGCGGCCCGUUUCCCGCCUCAGCUCCCACAACACUGAAUCCCACCACCGCUGAGGAUGAGCCCUCCUUCCCCGAGAGGAGCCGCCUGCGCCAGGUGCUGGCCAGCUCCGUGGUGGUCCUGACAAUGGUGGCCGUGGCUCUGUGCCUGGUGCCCAUCACUGUGGACCGGGCCAUCACGUCCAUCCUGGUGUCCGGGUCGGACAACAGCAUCCUCGCAGCCCGGGCUUCGUGCAUCGCCAGCCUCACGGGGUCCGUGGUGCACCUCGUCUUCAUCCUCAUGCUCUCCAAGAUCUACGUGGCCCGGGCACACGUCCUGACGAGAUGGGGUGAGCCACAAACACAUCCGCCCCCGAGCUGCACGAAUUGCAGCCCUGGCCCCGGGACAAGACAGAGCCCGGCGCACCCCGGGGAGAUGGAGGCGGAGUGCCGGGGGGACGGCGUGCGGGAGGCCAGGGACAGCGCCCUGGGGAACCGCCCACAGUGUCCCUGCAACGGCGGGGCCUGGGAGUGUCCUCCAGCCGGCCUCGUGAGGCCCGCCUCCGUCUCAGUGCCUCCUUACCAGGCACCUCCGGCGCCCAGCGCCCCAGACCCGUGGAGCCACAUCGUAGUAAUUCUUACCGGCACUUGCCCGGCUCCUCCUCUACCCGCGGAGCGCUUCCAGAAGGUCCUGAAGGGCGCCCAGGUCGAAUCCGAGGGCGCUUUCACCCGCAGGGUGUCCAUCUUCCAGUUGGUCAGCUUCUGCUCGCCGCUUUACACCGCUUUCUUCAAGAGCAGGUUCGGCAGCUACCCCGGCAACUGCUACACCUUGCUCGGGGUCCCCAACGAGGAGUGUGAAGCUGGGGGCUGCCUCGCCGAGCUGGCCCAGGAGCUCCUGGUCAUCAUGGUGGGCAAGCAGGGCAUCAACACCGUGCUGGAGAUUCCUGUCCCUACACUCCCCAGGGAAGCCAAAGGCUGCUGGCAAUGGUUCCAGCUCUGCUCCCGGAAGAGGAAGGCAGGGGUUUCCCUGGAGGCCGGCCAGGGGCCCUGGGAGGUGGACUACCAGCUUUUGCCAUUCCAGGGCCUGUUUGACAGGUACCUCAAGAUAGUCGUGCAGUUUGGCUUCGUUGCCACCUUCGGGGCCGCCUGCCCGCUUGCGCUGCUCUUCGCGCUGCUUAGCGAUUGGGUGGAGAUCCACCUGGACGCGCGCCUGUUCAUCCGCCCGGUGGCCGAGUGCGCGCUGGGCAUGGGCAUCUGGUUCCGCACAGGAGGCAUCCCGCGCCUGGCGGGCAUCAGCCGGGCGUUCCUGCUGGCCUUCUCAGCCUACUUCCUGCCGCGCGCCCACUACCAGUGGAGCCAGGCCAGCGACCUGCGGCCGCUUCGCCGGCUUCACGCUGGCGCCACCCCGCCCGCCUUCAGCGCUGUGAGCAGCCGCCCGUGCAGGUACCAGGCCUCCUGGGAGGAUGAUGGACAUCAUUCCCGGACCUACUGGACUCGGGCCAUCUGUUCGGCCUUCGUCACGGUGUUCGAACACGUGGUGUUCUGCAGGUGGCUCCUCGACCUCGUGGAAACUGACAUCCCUGAAUCUGUGGCGAAGGUGAAGCGAAAGUACUACCAAGCCAAGGGGACGCUGGCUGAGAACUAG
This is a messenger RNA of Capra hircus (goat), 2025 nucleotides long. RefSeq names its product anoctamin 7 (gene ANO7). Gene Ontology annotation, biological process: chloride transmembrane transport; calcium activated phospholipid scrambling. Lineage: Eukaryota; Metazoa; Chordata; Mammalia; Artiodactyla; Bovidae. Gene Ontology annotation, molecular function: chloride channel activity. The record is from RefSeq and is a predicted model, not a curated record. Gene Ontology annotation, cellular component: plasma membrane.